AAUUGCUUUGGAUUGAAGUUUCCAAGUCGGCGAUGGUGGUGGUGGACCUCGCCGCGACCGGUAGUGUGUGUUUGAGUCCCGAUAACAAUGGCGUCUCGCGGAUCAGGACCUCGGGAGCGGAGUUUCGGAGUUGCGGAGGGGCAGGGCACAGGGGCGGGCUUGGCUGGGGAGCCGCUGGCGUUGUCGCGCUGGCACUCAUGAACUGAACACGAGUUCGGGACGGAAGCUGGAUUUAAUUUUGGAUUCGUGUUUUCGUAUCCCAGUUUAGAAGUGAAAAGGAAGAUGUUAUUUCGAGCUGGCGCUCCGGGGGAGCCGGAUCUCGUCACGGGGUGCUGUGAUUCAGAGUGGGAGGUGACACAGUAAACCGUGAUGGCCUGGUCAACUGGGAGAUGUUUCACUUGUAUACAUUGCUUGUACGCAAGAGAGUUGGUUGCAGUGGUGUUACGUAGUGUUGUAGAUUACAGAAAUUUUGGUUGAUAGGGAUUGUGCAUUCGGGAUUACGGAUAUUUUUCUCGUGCUGCGCCGCACUGGUGUUUUAUUUUAUCUUAUGUGGAUUUCGGGGUGAAGAGUCCUUCGGUGUGGCAUUGUAGAAUGGCAGAUGUGAAUUGUGCAGUUGAGAACGCUCGCAGUAGUUGUCGACUUGUCUUUUUCUUGGAGAAGAACUCUAGUUUGCUGGACCUAUUGUAUAUUCUUCCUAGGUGGAUCUCGACAUCGUGGUUGUGCGUUUUGGAAUACUGAACCGGUUUUUGAAGUACGAUGUUAUGGACCAGGUGGCAUUGCGUCGCUGAUUGCGACCUUGCUCGAAACCGUUAGGUGCUUAGUUAGAUAUGUAAUGCAUCAAUCGAUGCUGUUCAGAUUUGGAUGACUUAAGUGGUUGGUGCGUGUUGCAUCGUGACGAUGCUGACAACCGGAUGUUAUAUUUAUUUUUUUGCGUGAUUGCAUAGUUGAUACUUUAGACCGUCGCAGACCGGAAUUUACCUAAGAACCAUAGAUUUGCAACAUUGAAAUGCAGCGGAACCCUGAUCCCCGUCACACAUUGUGAGUUUCUCAGUGGUCUCGUACGUAAGUAGCUCUAUGCUGAAGGAAAGGUGGAGGCAAAGAGAUUCGCCAGAGUGGGUGUCAAGUGUUUCAAAGUGGACAUUUAACUUGCUUCAUUCUAGUGAGUUGACGCCAUUUAGCUAUCUGUGUCUCUGAAGACAAUAUUCACCAAAUUUUCGGUAAUGGAGGGUGUGGGUGCCGAGGAUUUUCUGAGGGAGCUCCAGAACUAUAGUUUGAGGCAGUUUGAUUUGAACCCUUUGUUAGACCUUUCAUCCGGUCGCAAGAACCUCAUGAGCAAGUACCUGGACUUGCAAGAAGAAGAGCCGUGGCCUCUGCUUGCUGAGUAUUUCGGUGUCGCUCUGGCUUUCGCAGCGUUGGGUGCUCUUAUUCGUGGUGCGAAUGGAAACAGAGUGAAGGAGGUUGGAGUAGAUGAAACUUCGUGGUCCGAGAAGAUAUCCCUCCAGAAAAUGCUGAAAGUGGCUAUGGGUCGACUUCAAUGCUUAGCUCGAAAUGCCCGUGAUCUGCAGGAGAGGAUGAAAGAACGAGCGGAGGUAGGUGAAAAAGAUAGAAAAGAGUGGGAUGAAGAUAAGGAUAAGAUGUUACGAAAAUUAGCCAAUGCCGAGACUGAAAUUAAGGAAUUGAAGUCUAGGAGGACAGAUGAUGCUAAAGCCAAUGAGAAAGUUGUGCGUAUAUACGCCAGUCGUGAGCAUGCAUGGAAGGCCGAAAGGAAGAAGCUUUGUCAUGAGAUUUCCAUGCUUAGGAAGGACCUGAUCCACGAAGAGGCUAGUGGAAUAUGUGGUUCAAAGGUUGGUUUGCUAAAUUGCGAUGAGUGCGACGUCAAGGAGAGACUUGUGAUUGACCUAAAGAAAUUGCUGAAAGAGAAGGAGGUAAUGGCUGUGACGGAAAUGGAGGAUUCUCGAAACAAAGAGGCUCAGAUUCGCGAGCUCACUUCAAAGCUUGCCGCAGAGAAUAAGAUCACGACCGAAUUGAAUGAGACUCUGCAGGAGGAAUUAUCUAACUCAAAAGAGCGAGAAAUUGUACUCAACGAAGUCAGACGUAAGCAGAAGGAAACUGAACGCCAGUUAAUGAAAACGUUGGAGGAGCUUGGCACCGCGAAAACAAAACUUGAAUCUCUUAGUCUUGCGAUCGAAGGGCACUCAUCAAUGACCCUAAAGCUCUCGGACGAGUUAUCGACUGUUAGGCAAGAAUCGGAAGACAAGGAUGUGAUGAUAUCCACCAUGCUGGAGCGAUCCACGUUGGAGAGAGAAGAGAAGGAGGAUCUUGCCCGUGAGCUUUUUGUCGCGCAGGCUGGGAAAGAAGCUACUGAGGCAGAAUUACGCCAGUGGAAAAGGUUAGCGGAGGACAAGGAUCGGAGGAACCUCUUUGUCGAAGUUCCCGACUCAAGGUCAGGUCAUCGCAGUCAUCGCAGCUUGGGUAACAGGUCUGAGUGCGAGAAAAUUGUGGAUCAUGAAAGAUCUCACCUCGAGGAAGUGAAAAGUCUCUGCACCUCGUACAGAAGACAUGUCGAGGCUCUGGAGAAACAACUGAUGGCGUUCACGUCGAAGGCUCAGAAGCCCGCCUCUUCUCCUAUACCGACUCUUUUGUUUGCAGACCUCCAAGAGUCAGCAUCGGACCCGACCUCUCAAGCAUGGUUUGAAGAUGUGAAGGGGAGGCUUGUUAUGCAAAUGGAGGAAAAGCACAGGAAUCAGAUAGAGACCUUUGAAAGACACUUGCGAGCCAAAGACGAAAGGUUAUCAGCCUUCAGAUCGAAGCUACUGACAAUGGAGACAGAAUUGGCUCAAUCAAGGACGGAAUUUGACGACUUGGGAUGCGAUGCUGCAGCGGCCGUGGAUGAUUUUCUAACUGCGGUCAAAUCUGAGCAUGAUGAUGUUCCGUCGCAAGUGGUUGGGAAGAGUGACGGAUGCGCGCGUUGCGCGGACAUAGUGAUGGCACCCCAACGAUCCAUGGAAAAGUUACAAGUUGAGCCUGAAAUUGACUACAAGGAUAAGCUAAACGUUCGCGAUGAUGAGCACAAUACUACUAUUGAGAAGAUACUGGGUACUUCUGAGGGAGAGCUUCAACUCAAAGGUGUUCAAUUGGCUGCUUUGGAAACGAAACAUCGCCAGCUCCCAUUGCAGCUCGAGCAACCAAAAUCGGCGAAUAAAAUGGCCUCUUCGGAUAUAUCUCAAGAGAACGUGCUUUCGGAGAAUGCUGAAGUUUUUCCAGUGUCGAAGCCUGAAAAGGUGCUACAAUCGUCUCAACAUGCGGAUGCUACUUCUGGAACAAAAGCUCUGGAGCUCCGAGACCAAACUCCAGAGAAGAAUCGACUGGAAAUGUGCUUUGAAAAACCUAUUCUACUCGACAACUCCGUCUCCGACUCUGCAAAAUUGCUGUCUAGACUAAAAGAUCUGUGCCUGAAAGAAGAGAAACCUCCCACCACAAUACGCUUCCAUAAAAAAUUAGAGCUAGAAACCUCUGAUAGCAUAAUAUUCUCGACAGACGAUUCCUGGUUAACUGCUGAACAAAAGACAGGUGCAAUGACCCUGCACUUUUCGCCAGAAAAAGACGACUCUCUGCCGGAAAGCAUUCCCCAUCUUGUAUGGGAGGACGAGGAUGCUACAUUUGGUAACAACUCUCUUAGAGCGGAGUGCGGGAGGGACUUGAAAACGUCGUCUGUGCACAGAAAAGGAAAGAAAGGCGCAAACAAGCAACCCUUGAGUCCUAUUGUUAGUGAUUAUCACUCGAAGGCCCUCCAGACUUUUGACGACAUCCUCUACACACAGGCCCCUUCUAAAGGAACGAGACUUGCGAGGUUUGAUAUGUCCGACGAGCUCGAGGAUCAUGCUUCCCAACGCGUUCUGUUUACCGACAUGGAUGGGCUGCAAAGCGCGGCUAACAAUCCUACAUUUGUCACUGAAGAGAAUCAAGACGGUCUGGACGAAAUAAGACAAAAGUCGCAGACUAGACAGGAUAUUCAGGUGUUGGGAUUGGCUUUGGAGGUGAGGAGUAUCGAGCAGCAACUUUCAGAAAUGAACAAAUCGAUUGAAGAUGCUCAGAAGUUGAUUAACCGACCAGUCAAAAGUAUCCGAAGUCUGGUUGAAACGUCCAUCAGCAAACAAGCCAGUCAUUGCAUGGGGCUUGCAGGAAAAGUCAGCCAGUUAGCCAAGCAAAUUAGCUUGACGAGACCUCUUCGGAGAAUAGCAUCGAAACCUCAAAUUGAGGUGAAUGAGUGCGCUCAAAUCCUGCUCCCGUCACCCGAUUUGUGUCUGCGUAAAAAUCCAUUAUUCUUGCAGGAAACUUCCGCAUCUGAGCUUGCUUCUCUGCAAGAAAGAGCUGAGAAAGUCGGCGAAAGCCUCUCUGCAAUACAGGCCAGACUUGCGAAAGAGAAUAGAUCAGAUUUUUAUGCGCGGCAUGAACCUGCUAUGGCUCCCAAAAGCAAGUUGGUAGACGAUGUUCAGACGCAUCUCUCUCAAGUUCAAGAGUCGCUUCACUCAAAAUUGACUCAAACAGCAACUGCAAGAAGACCACUUUUACUUACUGCAUCGAAACCUUCGACUCCAACCAAAGCCUUGACUCCACGCAAUCACACAACACCAAUCAAACCAUCGACACCUCUUAAGCAAUUCAGCCCAACCAGACACAUACUGGCAUCUUCACCCAAGCAGACAACUUCCAUCAAACCGGUGACACCUUCACCUAGGCGGAUCACCUCGACCAAGCUGUUGACACCAUCUCCACGAUCGUUCACUCCGUCUAAACCCUUGACACCGGCACUAAGUCCUUAUGGACGAAGGGUAGGGUCCCCAAUGAAACCCAAACAGGUAUAUCCGAAAACCGGAAUGGUAGAAAUUGUCAAAGAUGACCUGAGGAGCAGAGCAGCUUUCGGGAGGAAGGAGACGAAGUCCUUAGUACGUGACUCACAGACGCGGCAUUGGGCAAGAAAAACCAGUACGCACUACGAAUUGGAUUUGGAGCAUUUGCGAUGAGACCAUCAACUACAGUGAGCAGAGGAUACAAAGACUUACCUUUUUCAGGGAUGAAACAUUGCGUCAGAAUUCCCAUGAAAUUCUGACGCUGCGUACAUCACAGCAACAUGGAUGAGUAUUGUGGAGGUUUGAUCAAGACGACAUACUCAGAAGGAAAUAAAGGCUUGCGCAGUUCACCUUCGCAGUGUUAUGAAACACACAAUGCGUCCGAUUCAUAUCGAUAACAAUCGACUCAUCACAUUUGAACAAUUCGUUUAUGGCUGCAUCCAGCCCUCAUGCACUUCAGCAAUCAACUCGUGAAGGUCACCAUGGCACAGACAACUAAAGGCGGACACUGGUGCGUGGUGGUCACGAGUUCAUCAUCAGCACAACGCUACUCUUCAUUGUCUCGUGGUGCCUUUUACAGGAGGGUACCAAUAACGGAUUCUUCCCGAUGAUAUCAUCCUGCCCAAUACUUAUUAAGUAGGCAAGCGAUCUGGUAGUAAUCAACAUAUGUUGAAGCAGGGAAUUGUAAGAUAGUUUUCAUUAUCUCCAGAAACUUCAUUCACACCAUCAGAAAUCUCAGCCUAACGUAUCAACGGCUGCUUGCAUAAUUUAUCAUAGCGUUCGUUGCUGUUCAUGUAGAUAGGCUGGUGGUACAAGAGACUAAAUUCCAAAUUUAUAAAAAUUAUUUUUCUA
Molecule: messenger RNA, 5702 nt
Organism: Physcomitrium patens
Lineage: Eukaryota; Viridiplantae; Streptophyta; Bryopsida; Funariales; Funariaceae
Source: RefSeq, a predicted model, not a curated record